AUGUCGCGUGUCGCCAGGGAGUCAACAACAUCAACAUCUAUAACGCCAGACAGCGACUCAACUCUUCUUGAAUCGACCGGACACACUCUAACACCGGCAACAAGCAUCUCAGAGACCUCAAGCAAUGUCGACGUUCCGGUUACGGAGCCCGUUUCUCAGACCAAGCCGCCACAAACGCGUCGCGUAACUCGAGCAUUUACCAGGGGCGGAAUAGACAACGACACCGAGCAUAACGGAAAUAAACAUGAAGAUGCAUUGAGAGAGGACAUAUCCGCGUCUGUUUCUGAGGGGGGAACUGUUGUUAAGCAUGAACCAAGCCGAAGACCUGAACGGCGUUCACUCAGGGGGCGUCGUGGUUUAUCGGCGAGAGCAUUGGAACCAUGUGAAGAAGAGACUACGGCAGAGAUACAGCUGGAAAAUACCGGGAGUAGCACUGGAGAUGAGCCUAUAAAGGAAGAAACUGGAUCGAGGCCACAAUCGUCAACAAAGGCUGACGCGGCGCAACCCAGGAGACGGUCUGGUCGACUGACACUUCUGGAGAAAACCAAGACAGUUUUGAACCAGGUUUCUUCCAUUCUGGGCAAAAGACAACGAGAUGACAAGGAGGACGUGAAGUCCAAGUCCAAGUCCAAGUCCAAGGUCGAGGAUAGAAGAUCCAGUCUACGUUCGCGGACAGUUGUGCGCAAGGAAACCCAGGAGGAGUCUGCUACCAAGAAGAGACGCGUAUCCGAGGAUGUCUCUACUCCUCCGAAGAAAGAAAAGAAAGCAGACCUACCACCUUCAUCUGCGCCUGUCCAGACGGCGCCAAAGAGGAAGAAAUGGCUCACGCAUGGCCUCUACGCUGGACCCAAUGCAUUUGCUAAACUCGAACUACCUGGGCCCCAAAGCAAGCGAAAGGGGACCAGACAGGCCCCUCGUGAGCGUGUCUUAUUUCCUAUGCCCAAGUACUCUGGAGCCUUAUUACUGGAAAAGGGCAGGCCAUUUCGACUGCCGUAUGAUAUAUUCUCCCCCUUACCUCGCGGCCAGCCGAAGCCAGAUGAAUGGCGCAAGAUAAACAAAAAUAUAUUUAUUGGAGAUGCCGCUGGUAUCUGGAAAGCUACCAUGCCGACUGAACAAUCCACUUGUCUCUGUACCCCUGAAAUGGGGUGCGAAGAGAACUGUCAGAACCGCCAUAUGUUCUAUGAGUGUGAUGAGAAUAACUGCAAACUAGGGGAAGACCUCUGCAGGAACCGCAAUUUCUCUGAGCUGCGCAAACGGAUCAAAACUGGAGGUAAAUAUAACAUUGGAGUUGAAGUAAUAAAGACAGAAAGCCGCGGAUAUGGUGUCCGCAGCAAUAGAACUUUUGAACCCAAUCAGAUUAUUGUUGAGUAUACUGGAGAGAUACUCACUCAGAUUGAGGCCCAGCGCCGAAUGAAAACGAUAUAUAAGAAAAAUGAGUGCUUUUAUUUGAUGGACUUUGACCAAGAUAUGAUCAUUGAUGCCACACGGGGAUCGAUUGCCCGCUUUGUUAACCACUCGUGUGAACCCAAUUGCAAAAUGGAGAAAUGGAUUGUUGCUGGCAAGCCCAGGAUUGCCCUUUUUGCCGGUGAUAAUGGUAUCAUGACCGGCGAAGAGUUGACCUAUGACUACAACUUUGAACCAAAAGGGAAAGACUCCAAGGAGAAAUCUACCGUCAAACCGGCUAGUACUGGAACCAAGCGCAAGUCACAGGGAGUCACCAACUCGCAAGCUUCUAAGAAACAGAAAACCGCCAAGCAGUCCUCUGUCAAAGCUGGUCUGAAGCGAGUGGCUUCUAAGGCCUCCCAAGGCAUAAAGUCCCAGGCUAAGUCGAUAAGGGUACCCAAGAAGAGAGUGGGCGUCCAAUUCAAUAAAUCUGCAAGGACUAGGACUACGGCUGCUGCGGAUGUCUCAUUCAAAUCUGUUUCCCGUUCUUCAAGGACCAGCAGACAAGCCGCAUCAAGCACCAAACUUCGGAUGCCAUCUAGGUCGCGGGCUAGGCUUGCAAAGACGGCUGUUCAAACUGUCCUAAAGGGUAGAGGUGGACGUAGAACAUCUGCCAGGUCCUGA
Trichophyton benhamiae CBS 112371 is the source of this 2067-nucleotide messenger RNA. RefSeq names its product histone-lysine N-methyltransferase (Ash1), putative. Gene Ontology annotation, biological process: regulation of DNA-templated transcription. The record is from RefSeq and is a predicted model, not a curated record. NCBI's taxonomy places the organism in Eukaryota, Fungi, Ascomycota, Eurotiomycetes, Onygenales, Arthrodermataceae. The transcript is spliced from 4 exons. Gene Ontology annotation, molecular function: histone H3K36 methyltransferase activity; protein binding. Gene Ontology annotation, cellular component: chromatin; nucleus. Bases 1 to 2067 code for a protein of 688 amino acids.